CGUCAGUCGCUCACCAGACGUCAUACAGAACGCGCGAUCAACACAUUUGUACCGCGGCAAGUGAUACGGAACGCUCUGUAAAUAAUUCUUUAUUUCGAUUCCAUCAGCUGUUUCGUGUUUAGUUUGAACAGUGAUGCGUUGAUAGUACGCGUCGAUGGAUGUCGUAAACGGAUCGCCGUCGCUUCGGCUGCGCGGCGUGAAUUGUAACAGUGAUAGCAAAAAACAUGAGUUGAAUUUGUGUCCUAGUGUGAUGUCUCCGGAGACGCAAAGACUGCUGCCUCCGACCACGGAGACUAUUAUGACCAAGCCGUUUCCUAUUAGAGGAGAAAGAGCUAACUAUGUAAAUAUCCCGCACGUGAUCGCGAUGGUGGGGCUGCCCGCGCGCGGCAAGACCUACAUCUCCAAGAAACUGUCCCGGUACCUCAACUGGAUCGGCAUCAAUACCAGAGUAUUCAACCUGGGCGAGUACCGUCGACACGCGACCACAGCAUACACGAGCCACGAGUUCUUCCGGCAAGACAACAAGGAGGCCAUGGCGAUACGGCAGCAGUGCGCGCUGGACGCGCUGCACGACGUGUGCGAGUGGCUGGUGAAGGGGGGCGAAGUCGCCGUGUUUGACGCCACAAACUCGACGCUGGACCGGCGACGGAUGAUCAGAGACAUAGUCGUACACAAGAUGGGCUUCAAGCUGUUCUUCGUGGAGUCCAUCUGCGACGACCCCACCAUCAUAGAACAAAAUAUUAUGGAAGUAAAAGUGAGCAGUCCCGACUACACGAACAUCCAGAACACAGACAAUGUGCUAAACGACUUCCUCCUAAGAAUAGAGCAUUAUAAGGAGAAGUACGAACCUCUGGAUGAGAACGUGGAGUCUUCAUACAGCUUUAUGAAGAUCUACGACACGGGCGAAAAGGUCGUGGUGCACAAACACGAAGGACACAUACAGAGCCGCAUCGUCUACUACCUCAUGAACAUUCAUAUAGUGCCCAGGACCAUUUACCUGACCAGGCAUGGCGAAAGUCUCCACAAUAUGGUGGGUCGCAUCGGUGGCGACAGCGAACUCUCCCCGCGCGGGCGACAGUACGCCUCCGCCCUCGCCACUUACAUCGACCAGCAGCAGAUCCCCGGACUCAGGGUCUGGACUUCCUGGAUGAAGCGAGCUAUACAGACGGUCAAAGAUGUUAAAGCACCACAAGAGAGAUGGAAAGCCUUGAAUGAGAUUGAUGCCGGCAUCUGCGAAGAGAUGACCUACGCGGAGAUCCAGCAGAAAUACCCUUCAGAUUUCAACGCGCGGGACGCCAACAAGUUCGCGUACCGGUAUCCGCGCGGGGAGAGCUACGAGGACCUCGUGGCGCGGCUGGAGCCCGUCAUCAUGGAGCUGGAGCGCCAAGGCAAUGUGCUGGUGGUCUCGCACCAGGCCGUCAUGAGGUGCCUGCUGGCCUACUUCUUGGACAAGUCUGCAGAGGAGCUCCCAUAUCUCCACGUGCCACUACACACGGUCAUCAAGCUUACGCCAGUCGCGUACGGCUGCAGAGAGGAACACAUCAAGCUGUGUGUAGCCGCGGUCGAUACUCACCGCCCCAAGCCUUCUGGCUUCAGCGACGACAGCCCGCCAGCAGAUACGUGAUACCAGCUCCUCCUAUCAAACCCCCAGUCCCUCCAGUCCUGAACGGCACCAACUGUGACAAACUAGAAGAGAAGGCGCAUUAAUGCAAUCAGACAACGCGCCGCAACACAACCAAUGCUUACGACAUUCGAGAUUUAAAAUUUAAAAAUAAAUGUGUUGAUAUAUUGACUGUGUCGGAUUUUGAGACUGAUUGUAAAGUGAGCUAGACUUUUAAAUUUUGAACUCGAUCGUCCGAUUGAGAUUUGGGUGUUUGUCCGAUUAUGUCUUAGUCCAAAAGAUUGCGCGGGUUCACCACACUCGAUUUUUUAAACUUGAGCUUUCUGGGUUACACACAGACAUUCUAUAUACCUAGAAUAUAGUUAGAUAUUUUGUUAAUGUAAAUAGUUUUGUAAAUAAUUUUAGUUUGGUAUUAGUGUAAUUAACUUAUUUUAACCCAAAUCUAUAAAUGCGGAAUAUUGACAGAUAUAUUAUGCCUAUUUAAAAAUAUUAUUAUUUUAAAUACUAUUCUCGUAAGUGGUGCACCCGCAUCUAUAUAUUUUUGUAAUAUAUCUCGUUUUAUCUACUCCUUAUCAUUCAGUAAUAUUGAUAUACAUUAUAUAUACUAUUUGAAUAAAUAAGAAUUUUUACAAAGUGGCUAUGUAUAUUAAAUGUAAUAUAAUUAUAAUUUUAUUUUUAUUUAAUAUAAAUUAAUUAAGUGGG
Messenger RNA from Plodia interpunctella (Indianmeal moth), 2323 nucleotides. RefSeq names its product 6-phosphofructo-2-kinase (gene Pfrx). NCBI's taxonomy places the organism in Eukaryota, Metazoa, Arthropoda, Insecta, Lepidoptera, Pyralidae. Gene Ontology annotation, molecular function: 6-phosphofructo-2-kinase activity; ATP binding; fructose-2,6-bisphosphate 2-phosphatase activity. Gene Ontology annotation, biological process: fructose metabolic process; fructose 2,6-bisphosphate metabolic process. The transcript has 10 exons. Bases 155 to 1624 code for a protein of 489 amino acids. The record is from RefSeq and is a predicted model, not a curated record. Gene Ontology annotation, cellular component: cytosol.